UCAAAGGAAAAUUUAGAGACAGAAAUGGCUGCAGCUAGAGCUAACAGAAACGGCGCAAAUCUUCGCACAUCCGCUUCAUUCAAAUCAAAGCUCCCGCCGUCAAAUGUCCGCCGCAGUGGCGUCGCCGUUGAUUCCGUUUCAGGAAGAGUCCGAGUUGCUGUACGAUUGCGACCUCAAAAUACUGAGGAGUUGGUAGCAGAUGCAGAUUUUGCUGAUUGUGUGGAUUUGCAGCCAGAGCUUAAAAGGUUGAAACUUCGUAAAAACAAUUGGGAUUCAGAUACUUAUGAGUUUGAUGAAGUCCUGACUGAAUUUGCGUCACAAAAGCGUGUCUAUGAAGUUGUUGCCAAACCUGUUGUUGAGAGCGUUUUAGAGGGUUACAAUGGGACAGUGAUGGCUUAUGGUCAAACCGGAACUGGGAAGACGUAUACUGUUGGCCGAUUGGGUGAUGAAGAUACCUCUGCUCGGGGUAUAAUGGUUCGUGCGAUGGAGGAUAUACUUGCAAACAUCUCACCUGAGACUGAUUCUAUUUCAGUUUCAUUCCUGCAGCUUUAUAUGGAAUCCAUCCAGGAUCUACUGAACCCAGCAAAUGAUAAUAUAUCAAUUGUUGAGGACCAGAAAACUGGUGAUGUUUCUUUGCCAGGGGCUACUGUCUGCGAGAUCAGAGACCAGCAAAGUUUCAUUCAACUCUUACGCUUAGGGGAAGCGCAUAGGAUUGCUGCCAACACCAAACUGAACACUGAAUCUUCUCGGAGUCACGCCCUUCUGAUGGUACAUGUCAAGAAGUCUGUAGUGGACAGGGACGAAUUUUGUCUUGAAGCACAGAAUCGCUCAAUUGGUACUUUGAGGCCUCCUAUACUACGUAAAGGCAAACUGAUCGUGGUAGAUCUUGCUGGUUCCGAACGCAUUCACAAAUCAGGAAGCGAGGGUCAUAUGCUAGAAGAAGCCAAGUCUAUAAAUCUUUCACUUAGUUCCUUAGGGAAAUGUAUAAAUGAGGAGAAAACCAAAUGUCAGAUGGAUUAUAUGGAGUCAAUUAAGAAGCUUGAGGAGAAGUGGACCAUCAACCAGCAAAAGCAUGCAAUUAAUGCAGAGAUUAACAAUGGUGCUGGUGAUGAAAAGGUUGCGGAGCUAAAAAGGUUGCUUCAGGAUGAAGUUUGUCUACGAAAAGCAGCUGAAGAUGAAAUUCAGAAGAUAAAAAAUCAGCUAUAUAGAUUUUCAAAGAUGGAGUUGGCAGGUAGAAACUCUGAUGGCUUUAGCAUUCAUCAAGUGCUGGAAGAGGAGAGUUGUCAGAAAAAGAAACUAGAAGAAGAAGUGAGAGUUUUAAGGAGUCAACUGGCACAAAUAUCUAUUGAAGCUCAUCAAGUCAGGAGCUAUCCAGAUGGAUCCAACUCUGCCAACCCCCUACUUGGUCUAGAUUCCUUAGAACCACUUAAUCAAAUGCGGUCAAGAGAUUGUGAUAAUGGAGAACGAGCAUCUAUUACAAACCUUCAUGAACAAGUUGGAUUGCAAAAGAUAUUAUCAUUACUUCAGUCUGAGGAUGCUAAUGUACAAAUACAUGCGGUAAAAGUGGUAGCCAACUUAGCUGCAGAAGAAGGAAAUCAGGAAAAGAUAGUUGAAGCUGGUGGUCUCACUUCAUUGCUAAUGCUCCUUAGAACAUACGACGAUGAAACAAUUCGUAGAAUUGCAGCUGGCGCUAUUGCUAAUCUUGCUAUGAAUGAGGCUAACCAAGAGCUCAUAAUGGCCCAAGGUGGAAUCUGUCUGUUAGCAAUGACAGCUACUGAUGCAGAAGAUCCUCAGACUCUAAGAAUGGUUGCUGGAGCAAUAGCUAAUCUCUGUGGCAAUGAUAAACUGCAAAUGAGAUUGAGGUCAGAAGGUGGCAUCAAAGCUCUAUUAGGGAUGGUGAGAUGUAGACAUCCUGAUGUUCUAUCUCAAGUUGCCCGUGGUAUUGCAAAUUUUGCGAAGUGUGAAUCUAGGGCUUCCAGUCAAGGAUCAAGGCACGGCCGUUCCCUCCUGAUAGAUGAUGGCGCAUUACCGUGGAUAGUACAAAAUGCCAACAGUGAAGCUUCACUGAUCAGGCGUCAUGUUGAGCUUGCACUCUGCCACCUCGCACAGCAUGAGGUGAAUGUAAAAGACAUGAUCAGCGGAGGAGCCCUUUGGGAGCUAGUUCGUAUUUCGCGGGACUGUUCUAGGGAGGAUAUAAGGGCCCUUGCUCGUCGAACUCUGACCUCAAGUUCCACAUUUCAGUCUGAACUGCGACGCCUAAGGAUCGAGGUUUAGUUACUGUCUUCCCAUAUAUGCAUAAUAGUAUAUGUUUUGCACAUCUGCUAACCACUAGACUCUGAUAGAUCAUAGAUCUUCUGCUACAGAAGAUCGAGACUUUGAUAUCGUAAUAGUAGUUAUUUUUAUUCAUUUUCAUCAAGUUAUAUUUGUCCCAUAUUUAUGGUGCUGGCAUUCCCUACGUGUAGUCGCUUCAGCUAAAAUUUUGUAUCAGUGAAUUAUUGUGUAGAUGAUGUAUAUAUGAAAAAUACUUUAUCGAAGUUUAUUUGUGCGUAUU
Molecule: messenger RNA, 2551 nt
Organism: Salvia hispanica
Lineage: Eukaryota; Viridiplantae; Streptophyta; Magnoliopsida; Lamiales; Lamiaceae
Source: RefSeq, a predicted model, not a curated record